UGUUCGUCGUCAAUCGAUCCCUUGCUCACUCCGCCGUGAUUUCUGUUCUUACCUUCUUAAAUAACUCUUGAGACGGGCGGGAUAGCGGACAAGCGCACUUAGAACCAUUGUGCGGUUGCGCUAUGCGCAACGUAUUGCUCCUCCUAUCUUGGCCUCUGUUCGCGCUCGGUCGGCCAAACGAGACCAAGCUUGUGUAUAGCUAUCUGCUCGAAUCAAGUUCCAGCGUCUGCACCUACAAGAUGGGUGAGGUCGAGAGGACACUCUUUCUCGAAACGCCGUUCAUAGAAGCAAGGACGUACCUAAGGAUCACUAGCAAGUUGUCCUACACGACUAUCAUCGAGCCUGCCUAUCUCAUCAAGAAGGCCGAGACUUUUGUCAAAGAUGCUCCUGCCGACACCGAUCGAGCAACUAUGAUCUUCGAAGUCGUCGUGCCGCUGCAGCCUGCAAAUCUGAAUGAUCUGGAAAAGCAUUGCUGCGAGUUUUCAUGGCUUCUCCGAGCCGAGGCUUCCAUCCUGCCGGGCCGCAAGCGCAUUGAUGCACGAUUGCAAAAGCCCAUCAUCAAGUGUGAUAAGUUCACGCCCACAAUGUGCGCGGGACCUGCAUCUAUGACGUGCGUUACUCGAGUCGGUCAGCUGAUCUGGGAAUCGAAGAAGUCUCGCGUGCCCGGUAUCGACACGUAAUCGAAGGUGUCCUUACAACGUAUUACUCCUUUCGUAGCUCCUCUCGUCUCUCGACGUGCCGUCGCGCUUCGCAUCCCGUUGCUACCACACCAUGUUCAUUUUUGUGCUACUCUUCGUCGGCCUCGUGCUCGCUGUCAAGCCCCGCAACAUCAUCUCUUACGCGUAUGUGAUUGACUCGGGCAGUGCUGUCUGCCAGUACAGAUCGGGCCUUAAGGAUACAAUUUUGACCUUCCAAGUCGGUGUGCUUGAUGCAAAGGCCACCA
Messenger RNA from Mixia osmundae IAM 14324, 943 nucleotides. RefSeq lists its product as uncharacterized. The transcript has 4 exons. The record is from RefSeq and is a predicted model, not a curated record. Bases 123 to 680 code for a protein of 185 amino acids. NCBI's taxonomy places the organism in Eukaryota, Fungi, Basidiomycota, Mixiomycetes, Mixiales, Mixiaceae.